Messenger RNA from Tetranychus urticae (two-spotted spider mite), 1414 nucleotides. Its product is annotated as interleukin enhancer-binding factor 2 homolog. The record is from RefSeq and is a predicted model, not a curated record. Gene Ontology annotation, biological process: positive regulation of DNA-templated transcription. Gene Ontology annotation, cellular component: catalytic step 2 spliceosome. Lineage: Eukaryota; Metazoa; Arthropoda; Arachnida; Trombidiformes; Tetranychidae. Gene Ontology annotation, molecular function: double-stranded RNA binding; DNA binding.
AUUUCUGAUUGCUUAGACUUGCAGUUUGUUUUCUUACAAGAUUUCAAUUUAAAUUCAAUCAGUUUUGUUUUUUGAAUUUGUUUUGCUUACAAAAUGCACGAAAAAGGACGACGCAAUAAUCGUGGCAACUUUCAUCGACACUCUGGAGGCUAUCAUAAUCUCCCAAGGCCACCCUUUGACAUUUACAUGGUUGAGGAUUAUUUUCCUAAAGUGUCAUCACCUAAAGAGAUCGAUAGUGCUUUGACUCAAGCGAUCUUAAAGCGGAACAGUGAUCUAACUCCAUCCCCAGAGGAACAAACUAAUCUGGUCAAUCUUGUCUCCAAAACUCAAAUGGUUUUAGAAAAUUUGGCAUUGUGUCCUGGCACUUUUGACGCUUGUCUUAUCGAAGAAGUGAGAUGCAUUGGCUCAUUUAAAAAAGGCACGAUGCUGGCUGGGAGGAAUCUUGCCGAUCUCGUUGUUAUUCUCAAAACUCUUCCAGUUCUAGAAGCCAUUAAAUCAUUAGGAGUGAAAGUUGUCGAUGAGUUGAUGAAAAUGGAAAGUGGUAUGGUAUUUCGCUCUGAAGUUGUCGAUGGAGGGUUCGAUAUAAUCAGUCAAAUGAAUGGAGCUGCAGUACGAUGUUUGAUAGCAACUAUUCCUCCAAAUAUGAGAAAAAUUGAUCCUUCUAUUCAUCUAUCAAUUAAAAUUUUACAAAGACAUAUGGCGGCAAUACGACACGUACGCUGGUUCGAAGAAUCAGCUAACUUAACUACCGUCAAAGUUUUGAUCAGAGUCUUGCGAGAUGUAUGCAAUCGAUUCGAAGGAUUAUCUGCUUUAUCACCCUGGAUGAUUGAUGUCUUAGCUCAUUAUUCAGUAACUUUUAGAAAUCCUCAACAAUUAUUACCUCUCAACUCUGCAUUUAAACGAGUUUUACAGCUUUUGGCUGGUGGAGUAUUUUUGCCUGGAUCUACAGGUAUUCCUGAUCCUUGUGAAAAUGGCAAUCCACUCCAUGCUGGUCUUACUUUAGUUCAACAAGAUGCCAUUUGCAUGACAGCUCAAACUUUACUCAGAAUUCUUUGCUAUGGAGAAGGCUAUAAAGUUAUCCUUGGUUUAGAACCCGAUGUAUAUGGUAUCACAGUGAAUAUGUCUGUGUGGGAUUCUGUUGUUGUGGCACCUAGCAAUGCGGCAUUCGAGUUACCAUCUAAAGAGGACGAAACAGAAACUGAAAUGACAGAAGUUCAAGCAGAAAAUAAACCUAAGUCAGCUUCACCAACUCCAACAUGAGUUAACUUUAGCGAAUUCAUUUUUGUCAUUAUGUGAAAGCUUUCAUUAAUCCAUCUUUAUAACUAUUCAAUUCCUUAAUUUAUCUUUUGUUUUUCUCAAAAGUUCAUCGAUUUCCAGUAUAUUGAAUAAACAUUUUCAUUCUAAAUGAUGAAAA